Messenger RNA from Linum trigynum, 2448 nucleotides. The record is from the annotation of a GenBank genome assembly. Lineage: Eukaryota; Viridiplantae; Streptophyta; Magnoliopsida; Malpighiales; Linaceae.
CCCACCAUACGAUCAUGCUUUUUUAAUUUUAGUUCCCGCGGUGUAGUAGCGGGUAUUGAUUCUAAUAUUUUUAAUUUGUUCCAAACUUUGAAGAAAGAGUAAGAGAUUCAAAUCUUGGUGGUUACGCGAAAGGUGGGAGGCACCGUCCUUAUCCAAUUGUUCACUUUUCUUCUUCUUUAAUGAUUACAUCGCUCCCUUCAUUCAUCACGAUUUCAAACUCCCAGUCCCAAUCUCUCAAAUCCCAAAUCACCGCCGGCUCGUUUUUCCUACAACCCAUCUACUGCUCUCUACCUCCCCCCUCCAGCUAUCUUGGAACCUUAGAUCUGAAGCAGAUCGGAGCGGACGACGGGUUCGAUUUGCUAAAUUUAGGGAGGGGAAAUGGCUCUACGGAUGGUGUACGGGGUGGUAUUCCUGUCCUUCUCGUGCGCCUGCUUCAUGCUUCUCCAUCUCCUCCUUAUUCCAGUCUUGUACGUCGCUCCCUGACGCAAUCACAGAGAAGACGGCACGAUGGCGAUCGUCGGCCGGAUGAGUACAGUCAGCUUCUUUUGCUAUCGUUUCCUCCGUUUCUCUGUAACAAUUAAUCGGAGAUGGAUUUUUUUAGAUAGUCCAGUUCUCUGCUUUAUCCUCUGUUGUGUUGUUCUCUCUGCUUGGCUUUGGAGGGCUGAGGGGAUUUAUCGAUCUGGUAGUGUUCAAUUUUGUUGUUGGAUUUUGGGCCUUUGCUUGUAUUGUUUGUUUGUACCAAAACAAAGCAUGGUCGUAUGAAAUGGAACAGAUCUGAGUUAUCUACCUCAACCCUUUUGAAAUGGCUAACCCACUACUUGCUGAUCCAUUAGCACAGUGGAUUGACUUGGAAUCCCAAUUGAAAGGCAUAAUUGUUUUCGCCUCUGCAACAGUGAGAUUAGAAGUGACGAACACCCCAUCCAUCAGUCAUCACACCCAGUAAUCAGUGUCCCAAAUUUUCGACAAUUGAUUGAUCGUACUAGUAGCUGCACCGAUGCUUGGAAUGGAUUUGAAUUCUUUUUAGGAUGACUGGCAGUCAAGGGCAGGCAGAGGGAUGAUAUCCUUACUCAAGACGUCAAGUCUUUCGUCCUUCAAAUUUUCAUGCCAUAAUGUCCAUGGUUGAGUUCGCUAAAAAUUAACCUAAACCCAAACACACAGAAAAACAGAUCAAGGCUUUCUCUUGCAACCGGAAAAAAAAAAAAAAAACACCCAAAUCUUUUAAUUUUAGGAGGUGCUAUAUACAAGACCUGGGUCCUCAAUGCUAUCCUCAGGAAUUUAUAGUCACUACUUCCAGAUACAGAAAACACAAAACAAGAUAAUUCGUAUAUAUAGUCAAAAGCUGUUCAAAUUAGACUCUCCAAGGUUUCAUAAUAGGAAUGAUCCAACAAAAGGUAUAAUAUAAAAUUAUGCACGAAGCAGUUUUUUUUGUUAUUGUCAUCUUAAAACCCCACCUCAAGAAACAAAGGAAAAUCCCUUCAACUCGUCUAUUUCCCAGGAGUGGGUUCCCGUUACUAUCUUUGCACGUUUUUUCACGAAGGUGUCUGGAAUGCCUCCUUCUUCCCAUCCGGACAUCUUUCCUUUCUUCCAAUGUUGGUGUAUGGACAUUUAAUCAAAUCACCAUAAACAAAUCAUCAGCGGAGAGGGAAGAAGAAGAAGAGAGUUUGAAAAUGGAGAAUUCGAUGGGAGUUGGUCUGAUGGCUGCCUUUGCAGUCUCAGGAAGCGUUGCUCUGAUUUCUACCCAGCUCCACAAGCGCCUCAUUUCCAAUUUCAUGGACAAGAUCGAAGUUGAACUGGGGGGAAGAAGAAGAAGAAUCCAUCACCAUAAGCAUAAACACCAUCACAAGCAGGGAAAGAAGGUUCGAUUUGCAGAAGAAGUAAUGGAGUUUUCCCCCGUUUCUGGGAAUUAUGAAGAUAGUGAUGAUUAUGACGACGAUGGGGACCUCCUGGGAGCAAUGCCUGUCAACAGGCAGAUGCUUUACAAAGGGAUUAUGGACGAAAGGACCCUUAAGGAGUACCACAUCUCCACUUGUAUCUAAGGAUUGCUAACAGUUGGGGCAACCAAAAGAUUCCAUCUUUGGAACUCGCCCAACAACGUCAGAGAUCUAAUUGCGUCACAAUUAAAGGGGGGAUUUGAUUUUCGGUAGCAGUUGUAAAUAGUCAUUUGGUUGCAAACUUGCAGCUUUGUUAAUAAUUUUUCAUGUGUAAUUUUGUUGUUGAUGGGUCGUCAAAUCUCUUGAUCCCUUAUUCUUUGCAUAGGCUGACACCAUAUAUGUUCUAAUGAGGAAAAAUUUAUGGGGUGGGGUGAUCUCUAAUCUGGUAUGCGCCAACCACAAGAAUUGUAAAGAUUUGGUUCAAUUUCAUUUAUGGAAUUUUGUUUGUUAAAAUGAAACUCAAAAACAGACAGUAAAAUGUAAAAGAAGUAAGGCUAAAUUAAACAAGAGUCUUGAA